AAACUUUUAUAGGGAGGGAGAAGUUUUCAAGAGUGGAAAAUGCUAUAGUUUUCAUCGACACCGAGAACCCUCACCACUCUCAAAGCUGCGUUUUUAUUAGAUGUUUUUUCGAAAUCUAAAGCGCUGUAGUAGCGGCAAGCAGUGGGCGCAGCGACAGGCGCUCGAUCCGUUUGUCAUAGAUGCAAGACGAAAAGGUUAUAUUUCCCGAAGCGCCUUUAAAUUACUUUACCUCGAUGAUCGUUAUGGGCUGUUUCACAGAAGAAAAACGCGUGCCGUGAUUGACCUCGGCUGCAGCCCUGGUGGGUGGUGCCAAGUUAUUCGUGAGCGCACGGGCGAUGCUUGCAUGAUUUUUGGUGUGGAUAUUCUUAAUGUCAAAGUGAACGUGCUAAAUGCGGUGUUUGUGCAGGGUGAUUUCAAAUCCAUUGAUGUGCAAAAGACUCUUCUGGAACACCUGAAUGGUCAUAAGCUGUUGCCAGAAAACAUGAGUUCAUCCCUCUCCGCUACGACCACUGAGGACUCACGAGGUCAUGGAAAAGAUAUCUGUAAAAGCCGUGGCAAGGUUGAUGUGAUCGUAUCUGAUAUGUGUCCGAAUAGAGAAGGCGGCGCACAGGAUCGACAUCGGAUCAGCGCUCUAGAUCUGCUUGCCCUCAAGUUCAGUCUCCCUCUCCUUAAAGAGGGUGGUCAUUUUGUCUGCAAGGUACUCGGUAGCCCCGCCUCCUAUAAGGAUCUUCACGUAGCGAUGCAGCGUGUGUUCCAGCAGGUCCAUAUUAACAAACCGUCUGCGAGUCGUAUGCACAGCGAUGAAUCAUUUCUGGUAGGUCACUCCAUGCUCAAGGAGACAAGCCCUAUGCAGUUUUGUGAGAACGGUAUAAUACGUCCAAAUGAAGGACGUUUCAACUUGGAUAAUUGGCCUGGAUUUAUGCGCACUCAGGAAUACAGAAAUCGCAAGAAAAAAUGGUAAAAAUCACCUUUAUGAUUGAUAUUCUUCUUUAUAUGGGUUACAUACAAAUUUACUAAUA
Messenger RNA from Phytomonas sp. Hart1, 1019 nucleotides. The record is from the annotation of a GenBank genome assembly. Lineage: Eukaryota; Euglenozoa; Kinetoplastea; Trypanosomatida; Trypanosomatidae.